Messenger RNA from Gadus macrocephalus (Pacific cod), 1161 nucleotides. RefSeq names its product uridine phosphorylase 1 (gene upp1). Gene Ontology annotation, biological process: nucleotide catabolic process; uridine catabolic process. The record is from RefSeq and is a predicted model, not a curated record. The coding region runs from base 189 to 1118 and encodes 309 amino acids. Lineage: Eukaryota; Metazoa; Chordata; Actinopteri; Gadiformes; Gadidae. Gene Ontology annotation, cellular component: cytoplasm; cytosol. The transcript is spliced from 8 exons. Gene Ontology annotation, molecular function: uridine phosphorylase activity.
AUGGGUGAAUCAGCCAGAACCGGAUGCUCGGGGUUCGGAAGCGUUCGGCUAUGGUCGACAGUCACGUACGCACGUGUCGUUGGUUUGACGUCAGCACAUCUAUGUAGUAGCAGGUUUGAAAUCAGGAAGGAAAGUUGCGUUUUGGUUUGGCUCCGUCAUUACAAACAACCGAUUACUAUCCAGAUACCAUGGACCUAGGUCAUGAGAACCAAGGCUCCAGCAGCUGCCCUGUGUAUGUGCACAAUCCCCACUUGAAGACGAUGAAAGAGGACGUUCUCUACCACUUUAACCUUGGGACCUCAACUCACAACCUGCCAGCCCUGUUUGGUGAUGUCAAAUUUGUGUGUGUCGGGGGAAGUCCCUGGAGAAUGAAGUCGUUCAUUGAAUACAUUGCUGGAGAGCUUGGCUUAGAAGACCCCAAAUCAGAGUACCCAAACAUAUGUGCCGGAACAGAUCGUUAUGCCAUGUACAAAGUGGGUCCUGUCCUCUCCGUCAGUCAUGGAAUGGGUAUACCAUCCAUCUCAAUCAUGCUGCACGAGCUAUUAAAACUGCUCCAUCAUGCCCAUUGUACUGAUGUUACCAUUAUACGGAUUGGUACUUCUGGUGGAAUAGGGCUUGAGCCCGGAACGAUCGUCAUCACCAAGCAGUCUGUGGACGCCACCUUUCUACCCAAGUUUGAGCAGGUGAUCCUUGGGAAGAAUGUCGUACGCAGCACUGACCUGGACACAGAGCUGGCUGAGCAGCUGCUGCAGUGCAGUAACAGGCUCAACCAGUUCAAAUCAGUUAUUGCCAACACCAUGUGCACCAUGGACUUCUAUGAAGGCCAGGCCCGCCUGGACGGAGCAUUCUGCUCCUACACCCAAGAGGACAAGCAGGACUACCUUGCCAAAGCGUAUGCAUCCGGAGUUCGCAACAUCGAAAUGGAGUCCUCCGUAUUCGCUAGCAUGUGUAAACUAAGUGGUUUGAAAGCUGCUGUGGUGUGUGUCACACUCCUGGACCGCCAGAAGGGGGACCAGCUGAGCGGCUCUCAUCAAGUCCUCCAUGACUUACAGCAACGGCCUCAGAUUCUAGUUGGCCACUUCAUUAAAAGUCAGCUAGAGUCCUCAGGGAAAAUCUAAGCUGAAGAUUGUAUUGGGAAAAUCUUAAAGUCUUUGAGUGGAA